AUGGAGUCAUCUCCUACUGUUGUAUUUACUUUAAAUUUUAUUGCAAUCAUUCCUUUAGCUAGACUAUUGGGCUUUGCAACUGAAGAAAUUGCUUUGAGGUCUGGUUCUACUAUUGGUGCCUUACUUAAUGCUACAUUUGGUAACGCGGUUGAAUUAAUCUUGGGCGUUAUUGCUUUAAAAGAAGGCUUGAUUCGUGUCGUUCAAGCAUCUGUAUUAGGCUCUAUUUUAUCUAAUCUUUUAUUGGUUCUCGGUUGCUGCUUCUUUUUGGGUGGCAUUACCAGAACAGAACAAAAGUUCAAUGUUACAGCUGCCCAAACUUCUUGCUCACUUCUUGCAUUAACUACAUUAUCAUUGUUAAUACCUGCUGCUUUUAUUGCAUCCACACCAGAUGAUGACACAGCUGAAAGUAUUCUGGAACUGAGUCGCGGUGUUUCGAUCGUUUUGUUGAUUGUUUAUAUUUUAUAUUUAUUAUUUCAAUUAAAGACACAUACUUUUCUGUACGAAGAUGAAGAAGAUGAAACAGAAUUACCUUCCACAUCUCUGUCAUUCUCUAUUGCAAGUUUACUUGUUAUUGCAAUUAUUGUUUCUGUUCAUGCAGAAUAUCUUGUUGGAGCUAUUGAAGGUGUCGUGCAAAAGUGGGGUAUAAAUGAAACCUUCGUUGGCCUUAUUUUACUACCAAUUGUCGGAAAUGCGGCAGAACAUGUUAGUGCAGUAACAUUUGCUAUGAAGGACAAAAUGAACUUAUGUAUAGGGAUUGCUGUAUCCUCUUCUCUUCAAAUUGGGUUAUUAGUUACGCCCACUUUAGUCUUGGCUGGUUGGGCUAUUAAGCAACCCAUGUCUUUAUUCUUUGAAGAUUUUGAAACUGUCAUUCUGUUCGCUAGUGUACUCAUAGUAAACUAUUUAAUUGGAGAUGGUAGAUCAAAUUGGCUAGAAGGUGUUUUAUUAUUGUCAUCUUAUGUAAUUAUUAGUAUGGCUCUUUAUUUGUAUCCAUAA
Cokeromyces recurvatus is the source of this 993-nucleotide messenger RNA. RefSeq names its product calcium/proton exchanger. Gene Ontology annotation, cellular component: fungal-type vacuole membrane. The transcript is spliced from 11 exons. Lineage: Eukaryota; Fungi; Mucoromycota; Mucoromycetes; Mucorales; Mucoraceae. Bases 1 to 993 code for a protein of 330 amino acids. The record is from RefSeq and is a predicted model, not a curated record. Gene Ontology annotation, biological process: intracellular calcium ion homeostasis; calcium ion transmembrane transport. Gene Ontology annotation, molecular function: calcium:proton antiporter activity.